This is a messenger RNA of Colletotrichum scovillei, 11046 nucleotides long. RefSeq lists its product as uncharacterized. The record is from RefSeq and is a predicted model, not a curated record. The transcript has 3 exons. The coding region runs from base 6236 to 8431 and encodes 731 amino acids. Lineage: Eukaryota; Fungi; Ascomycota; Sordariomycetes; Glomerellales; Glomerellaceae. Gene Ontology annotation, cellular component: nucleus.
CGCCCACUGUGAGCCAACCAUCCGACACUAGUCACGGUCACUGGAAUCUCUAUUUGCUGGAGCCCAACCCGUCCUGGUUCCAUCACCAACUGGUAUCGGUCGUCGUCGUCGACAACUCCCACACCCCCUUGCUGGCUGUCAUCGACCCAUCGCAUUUCACUUUGCGGCAUCGCCCGCCUUUCCCAUCUCACCCCAAGCUACCGCCCGUCAAUUGGAAUUAGGUGCAGUCGUCUCAGACACGAGUCUCACGCUUGUUGACUCUCCGACAACCACUAGGAACGAACCGACGGCGGCAAGUCCACCAAGCCAGCCCACUAGGCACCUCGUGAAGAAGGCCCAUCCAACGGGGAGGGGAAUUGGGUUGUGAACAGUAAGUCUGUGCCUGACAUGACAGCGAGACACGGGCGCUACGGAAAGAAGUUGAGUUGACGUGCGGAGGCGGGCAGAUAGCCAGACACAGAUCCGUCUAUUCCCGUACAAGACGGCCGUCAAUUCACAGGCCCACGCCGCCAGGCCACGCCAGGCCUUGCCAAUUCCGUGCCGUGAGUCUUGAACUCUCUUUUCUGGACCCCUUCCACGUUCCCCUGGGAUAGCCAGGCAUCUUUGCUUGCGCUGCUCUGCCCAAGCAAUAAAAUGGCCGGUCCUGGCGCCAACCCGUCCCGCUCUCCGGCGUCAAGGCUUACACGGGAGACUGCCAUGGCUUCUCGAGUCCUGGGAAACGCACACAGUGCUGGCUCGUAGUCCGAGACGGGUCACAACAAGACGGGCGUGUUUUGGAUUCGCCCAGAUUUGAACCUCAUCAGCGUCGACCGACAGAGUGGCCUCGGCAUUACAUCUCACUAGAUGAUUUUCUCGGUGACGGCGUUGGUCGAAACCCCCAACAUUUCCCUCCACACGCACGCACAUACACACACACACACACACACACACUCACGCACUUGGGCCCUUGUGGAGGCAUAUCGACCAGGGCGUUCGUUCAGCUGCGCUGGGGGGCCCUGCUCGGGCAGAAAUGACGGGGAUUCGAUCUCAAUCAACUGCCCGGGUCUGCAAAGCCGCCUAGCUUUAUUGGACCAUUUGACAGGCGUCGCCGCCUGGCUUGCUUCCCGCCGUCGAUCAUCCCGUCUCUAGCCUCUAUGUAGUGCAGCAUUGCUGCCUCCUCCUGGCUGCAAGGGGGUGUAGUGUGGUAGUCAAGUAGUGUAUGCGUAGGGAACAUGGAGGGGAGCCCGAGUGUCAACACACCACUGAAGGCAGCGAAACCCCGGCUUGGCCCUGCGAACAUGCUUGGCUGGGCUGCGAUGGGCUGUGGUGGGAGAAGAUCGAGAAGCCAAGGUUGAGGCAAGAGGUCGAGAUGAUGGCAACACAGCGCCGCCUCUGCCUCUUUCGAUGCCUUGUGCAUCUGCGCAUCGCCAACCACUUCUCGACAUGUUCAGUGUCGUCAGGUUUCCAGCACACGCUCCCCUCAUUUUCAAACAACGACUUGACCCGACAGUCCUCUCUGUCACCGCCGAGGUUACAAUCACGCUAUUCUCCAGCGGGAGGAUGAAUCCACUGAUCGCCCCCGGGGCCGAGUGCUUCACCUGCACUAUUAGCAAUUGGGCUGACCAAUUAGUGGUGACAGGAAACAUCGAGAAAGAAACGAGCAGGGCAGGGCAGCAAAUGCCAGGGGCAGGGCAGGAAAGCUCCGAGAUUCAACCCCCCCGGUGAGGCACAGAAAUUCCACGGCGUCUUCUUGACGCUCGCGUGCAGGCAAGAGGCAAAGGCAGAGCUCAGCUCAGCGGAGAGGCAGUGUCGUAAGUGUACCUACCUACCCAUACGGCAACUGAGAAGGGUGCAAGCCAUGCUUGAGCCCCCAUCUGCACCAGCACCCUUGAUUAGUUCUUGAUUGUCUAAUACAGACUACCGGUAGAGAGUAUCACGCGUUAUUGAUCGACCCUCUGAGACCAAGGCGAAGGAAGAAAUAAGCAUAUUCAGGGGGUGCAAAGCAAUUGUGUCUGGGUUUCUUCACAUUACCGAGUACCUCGCCGUUUAUCGCGACUUUUUUUUUUUUUUUUUUUUUGACAGCACUCCCAGUCGGGACAAUUUGCGCCCACUCCACAGCGGCAUCAGAGAUCGUCAUUUGGCAGAUGCGCCCCGGAAGCCCGAGCAGCCGAAGCGACACGGACGAGUAAUUUGACCCCCAACGACCUUUUUUCGGUCGAGGCGAAGCAGUACCGUACCAGUAGUGUACCUACUGUACGGAUACGGAAUCCUAGUAGUAUCAUACCUUGCUGGGCUCAAGAUCUCCAUAGAUCUCCGUCGGCUUUCAUCUCGGCCGCGGACGACACCGGCCAAACCCAACGCUCCCAGGCGCUGCUGUUGGCUGUUGUACGCUCGACCGGCGCAGACAUUGGCACCUUGGAUUUCAGCCUCCAGAAAGCACGCUGAUCGUACGCUAUCUACGGAUAUACUUACCUAGAGGUGGGUAGGCCGCAGGCCAGAUAGCUAUCCAAAGACGAUCGUGAGAGACAUCAGGUCUAAGCCGGUCCGGUCCCUGGAUCUCACUCUGAGUUUUGAAUCAGAUGUAAGUCUCAUCUCUCUAUAGCCAGGUUUGCUGCAUCCCUUCAUGCGGAUCUCCCGAUCUCCUCCAUUUUUUCCCACACCUGAUCUUCCACCGGCUCCCGUGCUUUUCCCUGGUAGGUAUCCAUGAUGAUGGUGCCAUGUUAGCAAAAUGUGCCCUCUUUCAGCUACGCUAUCUGUGGCAUGGGCUCACCAACCUUGCUUCAUGCGCUUCUAAGUUCUCGCACAUACACACACACUCUCUCACUGCACGGAGUACUGCCACUCUCAUAUCUUGUCCUCUCGUCUGGCCCCCCCUCACGUCCUCCCAACUCUCCCCCCCGUUUUCAAAAGGCACGAGCACACAGGGUUUGUAUUGGAUGACGGGUUGGUUUAGCCUGGGGGAUCCCUCGUGUACAUUCGCACUUGUACAUUGCCUGACAGGUCUUGUGCGAGGUCUCUGGUGGUUGAGGGGGUGCGGACGGACGCAUGCAAGGGUUCAGCCGGUCGGUAGUAUCCCAAGCCAGAUCCAGUGACACUGGAGCGUGCCGCUUGUAUCCCGAUUGCACAGACUAUUACCGCACCCCUCCAUGCCGUUAGAUGAGCCCCAGUCCAUCCUAACCCUGGCCACAUGCCACAGUCGGUCUACAGCCAUUCCCUCUCGUUCAUCCCAACCCUCCCGCUCAUUGGGUUUGCUGCAGCUGCUCACAGGAGCUAUGGCCAAUCACAGUACGCUAACCCGUAGUUCGCAGACAUCAAAUCCCAUCUACGGUUGAUCGACACACGCCUCAAGCCUCUCACACUCACACUCACUCUUAUUCUCGCUCUCUUCUAUGAUACCCCCCUCCCUCAGUCUGUCUCUCACUCACGCCUUCACACACUCACUCACACACACACACACACACACACACACACACUUUUCUUUCUCGCUUCCUCUCUUUUCAGUACCUACCUCUGUUGUCCGAACGCAAAAGUCAAUCUGAAGCUUCUCCCGCCCUAAUAAGCGUGCAUCUUUCGAAUAUCGCGAGCAACAAGCGACAAGGGGACAUCGCCUCACUGCUUAUAUGUUUCCCACCAAGCCGACUAACACGGCGAAACCUCACUGCGGAUAGAAACACCUGUUCUUGCGAGUCUUUUGGUUGUGCUGUACAUCAUCUGUACGUAAGGUACCUUAGUUACCCAGCAAUACCCCGGUACUGCCUCUCCUGCGCUGCCGCUCAUCACGGUCGAUCUUGACGAGUAAGUCCCCUCCAUAAUUCCUUUUUCCUCUCCUCAAUCUCAAGUCUUUCUCUCUUUUCUGCCCUCUUCUUACCCAUCUAUGGAUCCAGGCCCCUCGCCCUGAGCUUCCUGAUGUUCCCUGUCAUUUGUCAUUCCCCUUCUUCUUCCUGCAACGGCCGUUUCCUUCUUUCCCUAUUACGAACGGUCUCUCCCCUUCAGUCUCCCUGCAUGAGAGACUUUUCGCUCUUCUUUUGCUUUCUCACUUUUGACACCAUAGCCCCGUGUCUUGCCUUUGGGCUACAAGUUGGUUAAGCUACCACGCUACCUACCUGCCUACCUAUCCAUGGUGUCUGAGUAGCAAGAAAAGGGCAGUUCACCAACAUGGGCGACAGCCUUAUUCCCUUGCCACACCCCCAAAUUCUGUACGAAGCAAGUCUCUCCCCAACUGCAUGCCAACUCUCGCCAGCUGAAGCGGUUCCUACACAUCAUCAUCACCAUCCACGAAUACCUACCUACAGCCACUCAAACACGCGCAACACCCUUCCUCAAUGAACAACUGACUCCCGCUCCCCCACCCUUUUCUCUUCAGAUGAAUGAGACCUUGUUGCUCAUAAGACAACUGGAACCUCGCAUCCCCAACGGUGGUCACUAUCCCUGCCCAGCCUUGCCAGUCCUCUACAAGAAUCCAUAACCACGUUCAGGUUGCUUCCUGUACGGAUGGAUACCUAGGUACCCUUACCAUACACACCCCCCUCCCCUCAUCCCCACAAAUGCCACCCGGUCUUGACUCCCUCCUUGCCCGCUUCUUCCUCCGCCAAAAGCUACCCGUGGACCAGAUCAUCUCCACUGGCUAGGGAAGGACGCAGAGCCCUCUCCCAAAAGAAACGACGAGGGGUACUACUGUAAGGGAGGGUAGUCGGGAUCCCCAAGACGGAGCUAUUGGUACGUGAGCUUUCUGUUAGUGCGGCAAGCAGACCAAAAGCAAUAUCCAUCUUCCCAAGGUCCCUGUUCCCUCCCGUGUGGAUCUGUCCGGCCGAACCUCUCUGUCGCCACAGACUCGUCGUCGUCGUCUUCCCUUCAACACUCAUAACACACGUACCGUGCCUGGCCUGCAGGGAGACAGACUGGCUUUGCUAUCUCUCUCUAUGCGAGAAAUGCAACACCACUGCCCCGUACCUCGUCAACAUUCCUCAUCUACCUCCUUCACCCCCGCAACAAAAUCAGCGACAGAGUCUGACUUUCUGAGUCCCAGUCUCGUCUCUCCCUCUUACUCCCCAUCUCAUACUCUUUUUCUAGUUUCCCCAUUUCUGCCUUCGCCUACCCCGUUCAUGCCCGGUGAGUAACCUCACACUCGAUAUUCGGGCACUUCUGGCGUGGUGGACCUUGCAAACCUACCGCUCUUCUCGCCGAAGAAACGCACGAGUGCUGCAGCAUCUUUGAGCUUGUUUCCUUGAAAGGACGCCUGUUUCUAACUCUCUUGUUCUCACGAACAGGUUCGCCAUCAGCCUACAGGACCAACGAACGAAGCACGGUUCAGCUCCACGUCUUUGGCAUAGUCAACGGAUUCAGUCUGUUUGUCAACAACCUCUAGCCCUGAUUGGACACAACACUGGCGAACACCCCGGCCUAGACGGUUGAGUACGUGAUCCCUUCCUCUGCCUGCAAGCUGUUGCAUGGCCACGAACUCCAGCAAGAAGCCGUCAUGCCACUCGCUGCAUCUUGCCGUCCCCAGCCAGCAGUUCUUGCGAAGGAGCAUCAACGCUCCACCUUGGGAGCAUUCAGGCUGACUUGCGUGCCAAUGAACAGUCCCAGCACGGCAUCUUUCAGUCGGUUACCAACGCGUUGGAAUUCUUGGGUCAUCCCGAAACUUGAUCUCAGAUUUCGGUUUGCCAGCGCCACGGCGACCAAUGACAGGUGCAUCGGUCUGAGUUCACUUCGCGCAACAUCUGCCCUCAAAGAGCUGAGCUUGGUUUAAGAUUGCCGCUCCUGGGUAUCUUCUCAGCCUUCCCGCUUUCUCCAUUUCUCCAACUUGCUUCGCUCUUCUUAACCUGGUAUCAUCACCCGGCCCGACCUCUACAGCUCGCUCCUCGAUUCCAGUCGCGUCAAACCUCCACAAUAAUCACAGCAGCCGAUCUUCUCAAAUUCCUAGCGCCACCAGCCAGCUCGGAUACGCCAUCCACAUAUCUGAGUACGGUGUCUCAAACCAAUCCUGCCGGGAGAAUAUCCUGAGACUGACGUUCCUCUACUAGGAAUUCUCCCUUCCCUCGCACUUGUCCUUGGCUCGUUCAAUAAAACUCGCCCGGACUCUAAUCACAGCAAUCUCAAGACAUAUCUCUCCCUUCCUCCCUUUGUCCCUCGACGGUCCCACAAGGCCAUAGUCUCUUUUCCUGUCGUUGCAACACUGCUCCCGAAACAGUGGGUUGCAUUUUCCCGACACCAGACCACGCAUCCUUUCCCAAGUGCACCCUCUUCUACAGCUUGAAUGUCUGCUGCGAAGUUUGAGUGUGCUUCCUACAAGCAUUUCGAGCCCGACUUCCACCCGCAAAGGCCAAUAAUCAUCGGCGAGGAAGGCCUUGACUCGCCAGAAACGGUGACUCUCAAGUACGAAGAGGCAGUCGCAAGGGCCAACGGAGACCUUCGGGGCGACUCCCCGCCGGGCGGUCUCCUCCCCAUGUCCCACUACGGGAAGCAACAGCCAGGCCCAAUCCACGGGUAUGAUUCAUCCCGUGGGUAUCAGGAUGCCGGGUAUCAGCAAUAUGGAGCGCAAGCCUAUCCUGCGCAGCACGGCAGUGCAGGCCAGCUCACCGCAGCCCAGAUGAACCAGGAAGCCUUUGCCGCCAACAGUGCGGUGGGCUCGUACAUGUCUGUCAGCGUAGGUCCAUCGGUGGUAUCAUGUCAACCAAGUUCUGGAAUGGCGGGCACCAAAGUGCAGGUCAAGAUCAACUCGCCAUACGAUCUUCUCACCGUAGCGCCUUUCUACUCCCUCGUUUUCGGCGUGAACAAGGUGCAGGCACAACCCACCAAAGAAUCCCAGGACAGCAACGGCUACAUGUUCACUGUCUCGGCCGAUGCACCGUCAUUUGUGGUCACCAGCUGUGCCAACGAAAACGUGCCGGUUUUGGUCCUGAUUGAAACAGAGAACGGCGAAGAAGUGUUCAAGGCGGCAGCGGGUCAAUUUGUAUAUCACGAAGCAGGCCCAGGUGCUAGCUCAGACGACAUCACGAGGAAGAUGUCCAAGUCACCUGAACAGCAACAUCAGUCCCCCAGGUCAGCAAGCACUCAGCUCGGCAACGAAGCCAGUACAAAUACGUACGACUUUGCUACAGCUCCGCAACAGCCUGCCCAGUCUCCCUAUGGAAACUCAUUCUCGCAAGACAACAACAACAACACCAACAUGCUCAGUGCUUACCGAACCAACUCCUUCCCGGAGCAGCAUUACACCCGAGCGGUGCCCCCGCCAUUGCGGCCGCCGAUGGCCGGAUGGCAGGCAUACGGACGAACGCCUGGCCCCCCCAUUACGCACACGCAAAUCUCCCGUCCUAGCUUGACGCCGCUGCCGAUGCCAUCUGCCACGAUGCCUCUGCUUGUCAGGACCAGCUCGAUCCCUAGCUCUCCGGGAGGCGGACAGCAGUCUGGUUACAACCACUGGGGAUCUUAUUCAAACAAGGCUCAACUGAAGAUUGUUGGCAAGCUCGAUACCAUGUCCCACGAAUGGUCCCCCGAGGAGUGGUCUAACCGAAGACGCAUCGUCAUGUUCAGUAAGAAACAGACGGGACCGACGCUCACGGCGACCUUCCGACCUGUCAAUGUCAAUGAGAGACCACCCAACAGUAUCUGCAUCAGCUGCAUCUGGUGGGCAGAGAAGAACGAGUGUUAUGUCACGUCUGUGGACACUAUCUACCUCUUGGAACAGCUUGUCGUUGCUCCAGCCAGGUUCACUGUGGAGGAGAAGAACCGCAUCCGCCGCAACCUCGAGGGCUUCAGGCCUUUGACUGUCAGCAAAGCCAAGGCCGACUCGGAGGAAUUCUUCAAGAUCAUCAUGGGAUUCCCGAACCCGAAGCCGAGGAACAUUGAGAAGGACGUCAAAGUUUUCCCGUGGAAGAUUUUGGAAUCGGCGCUGAAGAAGAUCAUUGGCAAAUACAGCGCUAGCCCCUCAUCGACUCUUCCAGCCUCGCACCUCUUGACGCCCACGCCGGUCAACGCGUAUCCUCCGCCGCUCCCGACGCCGCCAGCCCCGACUGUUGCAUCAGACCAUGUCAGUGCCUAUGGUGUGCCAUCGCAAGUCCACCACCACGAAGGGCUGACCUCACCGCGGUCGAUCACUGGCAGCACGCACAGCUGGCCGGCGUACUCGACAGGACCACCGCGCAACCUUUCUCCCGCACUUACAUCAGUGUCCCCGCGGCAAUCUGGACUACGUCUCGCUGCACCUCUACCAGCUGUCAGCAGCUAUGAUAGUCGGUCGAUGACGAGCCAUUCGUACGGCGGCGGGCUCCAGACACCGCUGGGAAACCAGCAUACACCGCCUUCAGCCCCUGGACGGUGGGAUCCUACGAUACCAGCGAUGCAUGCACCAACUACCUAUGCAGAGCAGUAUCAGUCCAUGACUGCGCACCAUACCCCGAGUCACCAAGUAUACGGUGGUGGCGGAUACGGGGACGGGGCGCAACGGGCUUGAUGCCGCGGAGGCUCCUAGGUGGGAGUGAGGGUGCAUGACGGGCGGCGGGCCAGGUGAGCGACGACGACCUGGCCGAGGAGGCAAGGUGCUUCGCGUCUGGUGAGGCGCAAGCGUGAUAUCCCGGAAGCAACACAACAAGUCUUGUCAAGAAUUGAUGGAGUGAGUCACUACUUUGGGACCACAGCCCAGGGGUGCGGGAGGGGCUUGGAGACACAGGGCAACCGCGUGAGCGAAACACGGGAACAAGAGCAGGGCUGGACAAAGAGAAGGGAAGCAUCAAGAGAUGUCGUCGGAGAGCAAGUCGUACGUCGUUGACUUGAUUGGGGAUGGUCAGGUUGCGACUUUGGACGGGCUGCACGAGGAAGAUGGGGGUGUGGUGUAGGGGUCCACGGGUUUAUUCCCUUUCCCCCCCGGUCACACACAUGUGCAUCUGCCCGUUGCAGUCCUUGUCUUGGUCCCGGGUUGACUGUCACUGGGAGCAAGCAGUGCGGUGCUUGAGCUUGAGCAUGAGCAUCUACACUACUACCGAGUAGGACUUUUCGGUGUGGAUGGGUGGAGACCCCGGAGGUGCUGUCAGCUGCUGUGGCGCAGACCAAUGGAGGCUUCCGGAACCGAAUCCACUUUUCCCGAUUUAGAUGGAGUCGGCGAAUCACAUCUGCCCCGCUCAGCGACCGGCACCGCCUGCUCCACUCUCCGGCAUCGACUUUGGGGAUUACGAGCCACUUUUCCCCCGACGCACCAUCCUCGACCCUCCCUCUCCCCCCCCCUCCUUCGCCAUCCUAGCUGAGAGCCUAUCAUCCCGUCUCUCCCUCUCUGAGCCUGUCUCCAUGCUCUAGGAGGCGGGGAACCUUUCGAUAUUGCCCUCUUUUUCGACAGCUUUCAGUAUGGAUGAACCCCUCCCUUAGACCUUCACCGCAUUGUCACGAUGGGCAAACAAUGCAGGGGCAAGCGGCGCCUACUUUGCCUCUCUGGUCACACUUUUGUCUAUCAUCCAUGACGGGGACGAUUCUAGACCACCUAUCACCGCCGCGUUUGUCCGCCUGCACUUCGAUAACGGAUUCGAGCCUCGACCAUCAACGUCGCCAAUCAGUAGCUCUUUCCUUGGUGCAUGAUGGGUUGGGGGUGUAUCCGGUGAUCGCCUCUUGGAGGGGUCGCCUGCAUCCGUCCGGCCUGCAUGACGUACAUCAUCUGCGUCAAGGAGCUACCGAACGACACCGCGCCUUAUCCGCCUGCUCCCAAAAUGCCAGACACUACUCUGUCUUCUCCAGACCCGUCUUUCAACCGGCUUGUCUUUGACCACUCGCUUGCCUUCCCGCCGGGCCUCUUCGGUCGUGCAUUGGCGUUCCCGUGUUCCAUACAUGGGUUUCAAGGGCUCACCCGAGCCAUUCACAUGGUCUCCAAGUCUAGACAAGCGCUCCCUAAAUCAACGACCAAGAACGAGCCGGCUCAUAUGUCACGAAAAAGACAAGGAAGCAUAUUCCUGGUCAAGAUCAGUAGCAGCCCCCACCAUCACAGCAUUUCAUGACAUGCCUUGGCUCUCGACUCGCUUCGCAAACGCGGGUGGCGCGGCUGAGUUUAUUUUCACGCAGCCCGUCCGACCCUCCACUGCGCACUUUCGCUAUUGACCCCAAGAUCGGCAAAGACGGGGGCGCGGACUGAUGCAACUCCGACCGCGACGCUGCUAACGACGCGUACUCUCGCGGCCUGGGGCUGGCUCACCAUCUUGGCGUCGAUUUUCCACACCACCAAUGUGUCUGCCUCCUUGCCCGAGACAUUUUCAUACUUGUUUCAGGAAAUGACUGCAGUUCGAGCUGCCCACUGCCCGCAUAGAAAGGAUACAACGGCGUUUGUCUACGGCUCGUUUGGUGAUAGACUCGGUUGCAUUUCGCUCAUCAUUCCCCCAUAGAGGACCGCCCACUACUACCCCACCAACGAUUUGGCAUUAUAACCAAUACGACUUUUUCCGCCUCUUCAAACCCCCUCGGUGUAUUGCUAGCAGCAUUCCCACGGCCCGUCGGGGCACCUGACGUCGCUUAUCUGGAUCACGUCUCGGCAAUCUCAACCAUAUACGACAAUCACCUCCACAUCGCUACAAUCACAUCACUUGCGCUACAACGACAUUCCUUGCUCUGAACCCUCCCUCACAGAACACAACACAACACAACACCCAACAUAUCCUAUACAGCGCUUUCAUUAUCUUUCUCCUUCUCCUUCUCUCUCUCUACCUCCCAUACAUCUCAUAUUAUCUAUGCAUUUAUCUUUACUGGCGCGAAGGGGAAAGGGAUUGGGAUAGAACAGGGGAGAACUUGGACUGGGGCCGGUCAAAUCAUGUAAGACUUUCUAGAAGACAGUCAAAGAGGAGGAGGGGAUCGGAACGGACAAUGUGCGGACAGGGCGACUGAGAAUACACGGGUUUCACAGGUGUCUAUGGUACGGUACAGACCGGGACAGGUCGGUUCUCGGGGAAUCAGGUAACGGGGAUACAACAUUUUGGUGGGCUGCACAUAGCAUUAUACCCUUCGCUUUGCUUUUGAUGGCUUCGGGAUCUGGGUUUUCGGUAUUGUCACAUAUGGGAUAGUCUCCUGAUAAUCAUAAUCGCUUGACAUCUUUACGAG